Dermatophagoides pteronyssinus (European house dust mite) is the source of this 845-nucleotide messenger RNA. RefSeq lists its product as uncharacterized. The record is from RefSeq and is a predicted model, not a curated record. Lineage: Eukaryota; Metazoa; Arthropoda; Arachnida; Sarcoptiformes; Pyroglyphidae.
UCUCAGUGUGUUUCAUUCGGUUGUUGUCAAGUUGUGGAUUUUCUAUUCUCGGUUUGUUUGUGUUUUUUUCCCCGUUCAAGUGUUUUCGAGUGGCAUCAUUUUUUUUUUGCUUGCUGGUUUUUGGAUCCUUCAAAGUGUUAAUCCUUUUUUUUGUCUCGGUAUAUAUAAAAAGCCACCAAAAAAAGGUUCUCUCGGUGCAAAACAAUUGACAAAAUUUUCAUUCAGAAAAAAGAAGAGAAUCAGCAGAAGAAUGUCCUCGAUUGAUAAUCUAAUUCGGCAAACAACAAUGUCAUUGAUCGAUUCGAAUGUUGAUAAUUCGAAUAUUGUUGAUGGUUAUGAUCGUCAUCAUCAAAAUCUACCAUCAUCAUCAUCAUCAUUGACCAACGAUAAAAUUACGAUAAAUACGUUACCGAAUGGCCAGAUUAUUACCGAUAAUGAUCAACAACAACAACAACAAAUUGAGCAAACAUUCGAUGUAUCGAAUGAAUUGAUUGCCAAAAAUUUUGCCAAAUAUUAUCCGGAAGAAGCAAAUUUUUGGAUGUAUGCAAUGAUUGUAUUAGGUUUUGCAUUUAUUGUUUUUGUUGCUAUUACAAUCUAUAAACUUUGCCAACCCGAAAAUGAUGGACGAUUUUCAAAAUCGAAAUCGAAAACAAAAUCAAAACAAAAACGAUCCGAAUCGGUUCCUGGUGUUACAGUAGCCGGAAUUGUACCUUCGACAACAAACAUAGCCUGAAAUCUUCGAAAUUCGGUGACUAUCUUGGUUUUUCCUGGCAUCAAAAUCUUGGACCAUCUUGGAACAACGGCGAGGACCAACAGAUGUUUUAAACAUUUUAUUUCGUUAUUUU